AUGGCGAGGUAUUGCUUUGUUUUUGCUUUAGGAUACCUCACUGUGUGCCAAAUCACUAGAGUCUAUAUCUUUGAUUAUGGACAGUAUUCUGCUGAUUUUUCUGGUCCAAUGAUGAUCAUUACACAGAAGAUCACUAGUUUGGCGUUUGAGAUUCAUGAUGGAAUGUUUCGAAAAAAUGAAGAUUUGACUCCAUCACAGAGGUGCUUGGCUGUAAGACGCAUGCCAAGCCUACUGGAGUAUUUAAGUUACAACUGUAACUUCAUGGGUAUCCUGGCAGGCCCAUUAUGCUCUUACAAAGACUAUAUUACCUUCAUUGAAGGAAGAUCAUACCAACUGCAACAGUCUGAAGCAAAUGGGAAGGAAGAUACAAAAUACGAACAAACAGAUCCCUCUCCAAAUAUAGCUGUGGCACAGAAACUCUUAAUCUGUGGACUGUCCUUAUUAUUUCACAUGACUAUUACAAAAACUUUACCUGUGGAAUACAACAUUGAUGAUAACUUCAGAGCUACAGCAUCAUGGCCUGUAAGGGUUUUCUACCUAUAUAUGUCUCUUAUGGCUGCCAGACCCAAGUAUUAUUUUGCAUGGACGUUAGCAGAUGCAAUUAAUAAUGCCGCAGGGUUUGGCUUUAGAGGUUAUGAUAAAAAUGGAGCUACACGUUGGGAUCUAGUAUCAAACCUGAGAAUCCAGCAAAUAGAGUUUUCCACAAGUUUCAAGAUGUUUCUUGAUAACUGGAAUAUUCAAACAGCUCUUUGGCUUAAAAGAGUCUGCUAUGAGCGAGCCACCUUCAGCCCAACAAUCCAAACCUUCAUUCUUUCUGCCAUCUGGCAUGGGGUAUACCCAGGAUAUUAUAUAACAUUUUUAACAGGAAUACUAAUGACGCUAGCAGCACGAGCUGUAAGAAACAAUAUCAGACACUAUUUUGUUGAAUCUCCUACAGUUAAACUAUGUUAUGAUAUUGUAACGUGGAUGGCAACUCAACUAGCAAUAAGUUACACAGUUGUGCCAUUUGUACUGCUCUCUGUAAAACCUUCUUUCACCUUUUACAGCUCCUGCUAUUUCUGUCUUCAUAUUGCCAGCAUCUUGGUGGUGUUGGUAUUUCCAUUGAAAAGAACUCAAAAAGGAAGUAAAAAGCAUGAAAACAUCCAGCCUGUGCGGUCCAAAACACUAGAAGAAGAAAAUGUUUUGCAAAAGAACAGUUAUUCCACAACAAAUAACAGUUUCAAUCAGAAACAAGAAAUUACCUGCAGAUAUCAAGCACUAAAACAGUGAUUGAGAAAUACUAUGAUGAAUAUAUUUUGUAUGUUUUCAGAAACCCAUUUUUAGCACCUUUUAAAGGGGUUUGUAUUUGUUUGCAAAGAUGUUUAGUAAGAAAAGAAUGCAUUACCUAGGAAAAUCACACACAAUAGCAAGACUGGAAACAAAGCAGAUUAACCCCUCCCAUGCCAUGUCCCUGUGGGUCACGCCUUAUAUGAAGAUAUUACCAUUAUUUCAAUGGGCACUCAGGACUUGCAACGUAUGUCCAUAGGGUCAUAUGUGUGCCCCUUGCUGAAUGUACGUUGUGUAUCCCAAGGCACUGAUGGAGUGGAAAAAAAAAUGUGUCAGUCUAGGAUUAACAAACGGAAA
This is a messenger RNA of Tinamus guttatus (white-throated tinamou), 1623 nucleotides long. NCBI's taxonomy places the organism in Eukaryota, Metazoa, Chordata, Aves, Tinamiformes, Tinamidae. The record is from RefSeq and is a predicted model, not a curated record.